Messenger RNA from Ziziphus jujuba (common jujube), 3507 nucleotides. RefSeq names its product alpha,alpha-trehalose-phosphate synthase [UDP-forming] 6. The transcript has 3 exons. Gene Ontology annotation, cellular component: cytosol. Gene Ontology annotation, biological process: trehalose biosynthetic process. Lineage: Eukaryota; Viridiplantae; Streptophyta; Magnoliopsida; Rosales; Rhamnaceae. Bases 659 to 3223 code for a protein of 854 amino acids. Gene Ontology annotation, molecular function: catalytic activity. The record is from RefSeq and is a predicted model, not a curated record.
UCUUAAACUGUUCUUUGAAUAUAUAGAAUUUUGUUUUUAAUAUUAAAGUCUUUAUUUUUAUUUUUAUUUUUAAAAUUGUUGUUGUUGUUUUGUGCUUUCAUUUCAAUUUCUGUUUAUCAGCAGUGUGCAUGUGUGACAAUGUGUAGUGGAAUGUUUUUGUUGAAGUAUAUUUGUUAGCUGUUGUAUGAUCUGAAUCUAUUCCAUUCCUUUUUCAGUCUUUUUUAUCUGGAUAACAGAAAACUACAUCAUUUUAUCCUUUUUUUUUUUUUUUUUGCCUCCUCCCUUGCUUUGAUUCACUUCUCAAAGCUUAUCUUCAAAUCCAUCUUCUAGUUUGUUCUUUUUGUACUUUCAUUUUUUGUUUUUUUUUCUUGAUCAAUUUGGUUGUAGUUUCUCACAUUUUUUUUUUUUCCUUUCGGAUUUCAUAUGAGCAGAAAACUCAAAGCUGUGCUUGUUUGUAUCGCAAAGUUGUUCUAAAUUCCUUUUUCUAGAUUAAAUUUGGCUAGUGGAUUUGUGUGUUUUUUUGGAGUAAAAUUUUGGGGGGUUUUGCUUUCCACAGGGAAGAUUUUGCUUUAAUGGGAGUUUUCUUUCAUAUGGGCAUAGUUGAACAAAGCUUUGGAUUAAGCUAAGAAAAAAAGUAGUUUUGUAGUUCUUGAAAAUAAUGGUUUCCAAAUCAUAUUCGAAUCUCUUGGAACUUGCUUCAGGCGAGCUUCCUUCAUUGGGUCGCAUGAGCCGGAGAUUACCUCGGAUCAUGACCGUUGCUGGUGUUAUUUCUGAUAUUGAUGAUGAUCCUUCGGAGAGUGUUUGCUCUGAUCCAUCUUCUUCCUCUGUUCAUAGAGACAGAAUCAUUAUAGUUGCUAACCAGCUUCCUAUAAGGGUUCAUAGGAAAUCAGAUAAUAAUAAAGGUUGGAUUUUCAGUUGGGAUGAGAAUUCACUUCUUCUCCAGUUGAAAGAUGGUUUAGGAGAUGAUGACACUGAGGUUAUCUAUGUGGGUUGUCUUAAGGAAGAGAUUCAUCCAAACGAACAAGAUGAGGUUUCCCAAAUACUCUUAGAGACUUUUAAAUGUGUACCAACCUUCCUUCCGCCCGAUCUUUUCAGCCGUUAUUAUCAUGGGUUUUGCAAGCAGCAAUUGUGGCCUCUGUUUCAUUAUAUGCUGCCACUUUCACCGGACCUCGGUGGUCGGUUUAACCGGUCGUUGUGGCAAGCAUAUGUGUCUGUCAAUAAGAUAUUUGCUGAUAGGAUUAUGGAAGUUAUUAACCCAGAAGAUGAUUUUGUUUGGGUACAUGAUUAUCAUCUAAUGGUGUUACCAACUUUCUUGAGGAAAAGGUUCAACCGUGUCAAGCUUGGGUUUUUCCUCCAUAGUCCAUUCCCUUCAUCUGAAAUCUAUAAGACAUUGCCAAUUAGGGAAGAACUUCUCAGAGCCCUCUUGAAUUCGGAUUUAAUUGGGUUCCAUACAUUUGACUAUGCUAGACACUUUUUAUCCUGCUGUAGUAGAAUGCUUGGUCUUACCUAUGAAUCCAAGCGGGGUUAUAUAGGCCUUGAGUAUUAUGGUCGGACUGUUAGUAUCAAAAUUCUUCCUGUUGGCAUACACAUGGGUCAGCUCCAGUCAGUCUUGAGUCAACCAGAGACUGAAGCAAAGGUUGCUGAACUAAUAAAACAGUUUUCUGAUAAGGGUAGGACAAUGUUACUUGGAGUGGAUGACAUGGAUAUAUUUAAAGGUAUAAGUCUGAAGCUAUUGGCUAUGGAGCAGCUGCUAUUGCAGCAUCCAGAGUGCCAGGGAAAGGUAGUGUUGGUGCAGAUAGCUAAUCCGGCCCGGGGUCGGGGAAAAGACGUCAAAGAGGUUCAGGCUGAGACAUAUGCGACUGUGAAGCGGAUUAAUGAAACAUUUGGGAAACCAGGGUAUGACCCUGUUAUUUUGAUCAGCGAACCUCUAAAGUUUUAUGAGAGAGUUGCAUACUAUGUUGUUGCUGAGUGUUGCUUAGUCACUGCAGUUAGGGAUGGUAUGAAUCUCAUACCAUAUGAAUACAUAAUUAGUCGUGAAGGAAAUGAGAAACUGGAUAACGUUUUGGGUUUGGAACCACCCAUCCAGAAGAAGAGCAUGCUGGUUGUAUCUGAGUUCAUUGGUUGCUCCCCCUCUUUGAGUGGAGCAAUUCGUGUGAAUCCCUGGAAUAUUGAUGCUGUGGCAGAUGCUAUGGAGUGUGCCUUGAGGAUGGCUGAGCCAGAAAAACAGCUCCGGCAUGAGAAGCAUUAUAGAUAUGUCAGCACCCAUGAUGUCGGGUAUUGGGCUCGAAGCUUUCUACAGGAUUUGGAGAGAACAUGUAGGGACCAUUUGCGGCAGAGGUGCUGGGGCAUUGGGUUUGGUUUGGGUUUCCGAGUUGUGGCACUCGAUCCAAACUUCAAAAAGCUAUUGAUGGAGAACAUAGUUUCAGCUUAUAAAAGGACCACAACUAGAGCAAUUCUUCUGGAUUAUGAUGGUACCUUGAUGCCUCAGGGUUCCAUUGAUAAGACUCCAACGUCUAAAUGCAUCGACAUUCUAAAUAGCUUGUGCAGGGAUAAGAACAACAUGGUUUUCAUUGUUAGUGCUAGAAGCCGAAAGAAACUUGCUGAAUGGUUUUCCCCUUGUGAGAAGCUGGGAAUUGCUGCUGAGCAUGGCUACUUCCUGAGGCUGCAGCGAGAUGAGGAAUGGGAAACAUGCGUACCAGUUGUUGACUGUAGUUGGAAGCAAAUUGCAGAACCAGUUAUGAGGCUUUACACUGAGACAACUGAUGGAUCCACCAUUGAAGAUAAGGAAACUGCACUUGUAUGGUCUUACGAGGAUGCGGAUCCCGAUUUUGGAUCAUGUCAAGCUAAGGAGCUUCUAGAUCAUCUUGAAAGUGUGCUAGCCAAUGAACCUGUUACUGUUAAGAGUGGUCAGAAUAUAGUGGAGGUUAAGCCUCAGGGUGUGAGCAAAGGCCUCGUAGCCAAACGCCUUCUUUCCACCAUGCAAGAUAAGGGAAUGACACCAGACUUUGUUCUAUGCAUAGGGGAUGACCGAUCUGAUGAAGACAUGUUCGAAGUCAUCAUAAGUUCCAUGGAGGGCCCAUCCAUUGCUCCCAAGGCAGAGGUAUUUGCAUGUACAGUGGGUCGAAAACCAAGCAAGGCCAAAUACUAUCUGGAUGACACAGUUGAGAUUGUAAGGUUAAUGCAGGGUCUGGCUUUGGUUUCAGACCAAACAAUACCCACUUAGAUAUUUCAAACAAUGCCUUUCUAGGUUUCUCAAAGAUAAAUACAAGUUCACUGCCUUGCUGUUUCCAUUUGUAAUUGUAAUCACGUAGGCAGUGAGGCGUAUUUCAUGUUUUCUUACUACUCUUUCCGACAAUGUAAAUUGCGUUACUUAGACGAGCUAGGACACUUUUUUGGUUCUUUCAAGUUUGAUACUGUAAAGCUGUAAAUAUGUUUGUGCAUGAAAACUCUUGAGCUUGUUUUACUGCAUUUGUUAACAAACUCUCUUACUUAGAGACUGCUUAUUCA